CUCCUUGAGCGCCGGGACAAGAAGCCAAUGAACGCAUAGCUUCUAGAGGGCGGGACUUCCUGCCGUGGGUUCAUGGUGAGCGGCUGCGUGAAGGAAGGCACUUCCUUUUGUGGGUGGCGGCGAGCGCGGAAAGAGCGCCAUGAAGGCCUCGGGCACGCUUCGAGAGUACAAGGUGGUGGGACGCUGCCUGCCCACCCCAAAAUGUCACACCCCACCUCUCUACCGAAUGCGAAUCUUUGCACCUAAUCAUGUUGUUGCCAAGUCCCGCUUCUGGUAUUUUGUAUCUCAGCUAAAGAAGAUGAAGAAGUCUUCAGGGGAAAUUGUCUACUGUGGGCAGGUGUUUGAGAAGUCCCCUCUGCGGGUGAAGAACUUCGGCAUCUGGCUGCGCUAUGACUCUCGCAGCGGCACCCACAACAUGUACCGGGAAUACCGUGACCUGACCACCGCGGGCGCCGUCACCCAGUGCUACCGAGACAUGGGUGCCCGGCACCGUGCCCGGGCCCACUCCAUCCAGAUCAUGAAGGUGGAGGAGAUCGCAGCCAGCAAGUGCCGCCGGCCGGCCGUCAAGCAGUUCCACGACUCCAAGAUCAAGUUCCCGCUGCCCCAUCGGGUCCUGCGUCGCCAGCACAAGCCACGCUUCACCACCAAGAGGCCCAACACCUUCUUCUAGGUCCAGGGCCCCUCCCCCCCAGGUUACCCAAAUAAACUCCUUGGGAACACCCUG
This is a messenger RNA of Sciurus carolinensis (gray squirrel), 724 nucleotides long. RefSeq names its product ribosomal protein L18a (gene Rpl18a). Gene Ontology annotation, cellular component: cytosolic large ribosomal subunit; ribosome. Lineage: Eukaryota; Metazoa; Chordata; Mammalia; Rodentia; Sciuridae. Gene Ontology annotation, biological process: translation. The transcript is spliced from 5 exons. Bases 140 to 670 code for a protein of 176 amino acids. Gene Ontology annotation, molecular function: structural constituent of ribosome. The record is from RefSeq and is a predicted model, not a curated record.